This is a messenger RNA of Talpa occidentalis (Iberian mole), 2735 nucleotides long. It is a transcript of the gene RHOQ, whose product is annotated as ras homolog family member Q. The transcript has 5 exons. Bases 101 to 718 code for a protein of 205 amino acids. The record is from RefSeq and is a predicted model, not a curated record. Gene Ontology annotation, molecular function: GTP binding; GTPase activity. NCBI's taxonomy places the organism in Eukaryota, Metazoa, Chordata, Mammalia, Eulipotyphla, Talpidae. Gene Ontology annotation, biological process: cortical actin cytoskeleton organization; small GTPase-mediated signal transduction.
CGGAGCGGCGGCGGCGGACCCCCCAGGCGGGCUGGGGCUGAGCCCGAGGCCGGGGCGGGGGCUCCGGGGGGACCAUGCCCGGAGGCCGGCCGGCCGCAGCAUGGCUCACGGGGCCGGCGCGCUGAUGCUCAAGUGCGUGGUGGUCGGGGACGGGGCGGUGGGCAAGACGUGCCUGCUCAUGAGCUAUGCCAACGACGCCUUCCCGGAGGAGUACGUGCCCACCGUCUUCGACCACUACGCAGUCAGCGUCACCGUAGGGGGCAAGCAAUACCUUCUGGGACUCUAUGACACGGCCGGACAGGAAGACUAUGAUCGUCUGAGGCCUUUAUCUUACCCAAUGACUGAUGUCUUCCUAAUAUGCUUCUCUGUGGUAAAUCCAGCCUCAUUUCAGAAUGUGAAAGAGGAGUGGGUGCCGGAACUUAAGGAAUACGCACCCAAUGUCCCCUUUUUACUAAUAGGAACUCAGAUUGAUCUCCGAGAUGACCCCAAAACUUUAGCAAGACUGAAUGAUAUGAAAGAAAAGCCUAUAUGUGUGGAACAAGGACAGAAACUAGCAAAAGAGAUAGGAGCAUGCUGCUAUGUGGAAUGUUCAGCUUUAACCCAGAAGGGAUUGAAGACUGUUUUUGAUGAGGCUAUCAUAGCCAUUUUAACUCCAAAGAAACACACAGUUAAAAAAAGAAUAGGAUCAAGAUGUAUAAAUUGUUGUUUGAUUACGUGAGAAAUAUCUACAGUGGCCAAGGAAACUGUCCUUUUUUCUCAGAAAGCAUAUGAAAUGCUACAGCUAUACCCAGACCUCUUAUAAUGAAGCAGUUUAAAACUUGAAAAACAAAAUCCUGUCCUCCAAAUUCUAUAAAGUUCAUUAAGAAUGUUUCUUAAAGAUCCAAGAAGCAGUAAACAGCAUCUGAAGCCACAAUCUAUUAUAAAUACUUUAUUUCAACUAGAAGGUACAAUCUCUCAGGGGUUUCAUAGUUUAAAAAAAGCUACAAUCACAUCAUGUAACUACAUAAAAAAACAGUGCUGUAAAUGGAACUGCCUGGCUUGGACCAUACACAUUUCUGCACAGUCUUUAUGGAAUCCGCACAAAGAAAUAUCUUCUCCCUUUGCUCCAAUUAAUUGUUCUUGUAUGUAAGUUGCUUUCUAUUCCAGUAUAUCCAGAGUGGUGAAAUAACAAGACCAGCCACGUAGCCAAAGGUCGCUCCAAGCGUACAGGAGAUGGGCCAUACCUGAGGAGAGAAUGUAUGAGAUCAAAAAGGAACAAAUGUUUUCUGACUACUUGAGCACAAGUUAAGUGUAACCUAACUAUUUCUAUAUUAAAGCUUCAUGUGCUUUCUUAAAGAAUGCCAAAAGUGUAAUAAGGUCAUAACUGCAUUUUUAUGAACACUGAAAAUGCACACAUUUUAGUUAAUGUGUAUUCAACUGUUGUAAUAAGGCUUCUUGUAGAUUUAGUUUAAUGCUCCCCAGACUGCAUGAGAUACAUGCUAAAAUUACAAAUUAAAAUUUUGGGUCAGACUCCGCCAUAACCCUGGAUUCAAUUUAGCCCUCUGAACUAGUUGGUAAUUUUUCUUUAAUUUCCACAUUGGCUUGUAUCUAAUGAAAUGACAAGUAUAUAUGAUGACCAAACCACAAGGAACUUUUUUUAAAUUGUGCUAAAGAGAAAAGACCUAGAAUUCAAGCAUGCCACGUGGAAUUUAUAACAAAGCAAGUGCUCCCAUAAUGAAAUGCCACCUUUCAGAUAGAUAUUGGAACCACAGUAGAAGGUAUAGAUAGAACUACAACGCAUGUAGGCACCCAGAGUGUAAGUUAAAAUACUGGCUUCCAAAUACCCAUUUUCUCCAGCAAUGUUACAUUUAACAAUAUUACAUCAAGCCAGAAGUAAAUGAUGUUGAGAUAUUUCAUCCAUGAGAGUGCAAGUUGGUCCCUAGGUGAAAGGGUCUGCUUUAAAAAAAUGGAGACAAAAUUUUCAUGUUCAUCUGUGAAGCUUAUUUUGUAUACUGGAACCAACUGUAAUCUCUGGGAGAACAGGCCAUAGAACUGUGUUAGACAGGAACCAUCUUAAUUACAAUUAAGCUUCUUUGUUUGGUCUGCUGUGGAUCUGCCUUAUUCCACCUACCAUGCAAUGGACAAUAGUAUUAGACAAAGUUUCAGUGUGAACAAACUAACACAGUUCAGAGAAGCAUAAUCUAAUCCAUUCCCACCCCCCCAACCCUGCCGCCCCUGCCUUUCCUACAUUUAAAGUUGCUAUUGCCUAAAUUAUGAUACCUUUAUGUCUUUGGUGAGUUUGUUAAUUUCCAUGACUACAGCUAUGUCUAUUGCACAGAUUGGGUAAUGAAACACUAAACUUUUAUACUUGAAAAUGACAGCCUUAAAUGAUCAUAUAUCAGUCACAAAUCUAGGAUGUACUGUCUUGUAUGUGAGCUUUGUAGAGUUUUUUUUUAAAUACACACAUCAUCUUCCCCACUGACGAGUGGAGAGUCUACUGAAUAACCAGACAGGAGUUUCUCUCUGGGGUGAACACUGGGGUCUUCUUUCUCCCAAGAAGUGGUGGUUCACAUAAAGUACCAUGGCCUUAUGUAUGCUUAAAUGGGAUCUUAUGUAACCUUUUCAAUUAAUUUUGGUCUGCUAUUUUUAGACAGAAUUGGAAAAAAACUGUAUAAACCAACUAGCAUAUUAGUUAAUUGUCCAACACAUGGUAAAAAAUAAUUAAGACAGUAAAGUAUUAUACAUUUCCAACUUGC